AUGGGUGACCGAACGGACAUCGAAAAACUGCAGGAAAUGGUGAAGCUACUGAUGGAUGAGAGAGAUGCGGAAAGGGCGGCCCGAGAGGCUCUGGAAAAGAAGAAUCAGGAGAUACAACCCGUGAUGAACAUGUUCAAUCAUGGGAAUAUGAUUACCUUUCCCGAAGGACCUCGUAUUGACGCUAAUAAUUUCGAGUUACGCAUGCCCCUUAUUCAAAGGGUCGAGCAAACUCCUUUUGCAGGUAGGGCUACAGAGGAUGCUAACCGCCAUCUCUCCAAAUUUGUGGAGAUCGCAAACACUCUCAAACUGAACGGUGUCGACGACGAUGCCAUAAGGGUAAGACUCUUCCCCUUUUCAUUAACUGAUUCUGCUAAAGAGUGGUUUGAAUGUAUGCCCAGAGAAAAGGUCUCCACAUGGAAGGACAUUGUAGCUGCCUUCCUCGACAAGUAUUAUCCGCCGGGCACAAUUUUGAAGCUCAAAAGCGAGAUCUUCCAAUUCAUCCAAGGCCAGGACGAACCCCUCUAUGAGGCGUUUGCUCGUUUCAAAGCCCUUCUCCGAAAGUGCCCUAACCAUGGUUUCACCGUGGACCACCAGGUAGGGAUUCUCUAUAAUGGGUUUAACGAGAAAAUUUGUGCUAUGCUUGAUUCAGGUGCAAAUGGAGGGUUCUUAAGGAAGUCAGGUGAGGAAGCCAUGGCGGUGAUAGAGGAAUUCGCCACCAACAGCAGGGGGUGGUCGAAAGAAAGGCAUAGCCUAAAAAGGAUAGCUGCAGUUGAAGAAGCCGAGGAAAGCUCCUUUGCAAAGGAAUUGGCCGAGCUUCGAGUUAGGGUGGACCAAAUGGAUUCAUCAAGGAAGGAGGACCCGAUUCCACCAACCUCCAUUAUAGCAGUCUCUAAGCCUGAAACUCCUACCCCGACAGUGGAAGAAAUCAACUACAUGCAAGGAGGCGGCCCCAAUAGAAAUUACAACAACAACUAUCACCCUAAUCUCUCUUAUUCUAACAAUAAUUACUUGCAACCCCCCUCAGGAUUUAAUGUUAGCAAGGGAGGAGUAGUUGAGACACUCAAGAAGGAGGAAAAGUAUGAACAAGGGAUCACAAGGAUCUUGGAGGUAAUCGCGCAAGACAGGAAGGUUAAUGACACCAAGAUCGGAGUGGUUGAAGCCAGAAUAAACAACCUCGAGCAGGGAAUGAACACGAUCUCGACUGCCAUAACCAACAUCAACACGCAGAUGGAGCAAAUCCAAAAGAAGUUAGAUGAGGACAGGGCAAAGGCAGCCGCACUAGUGGACGACGUCAACAAAAAGUGGGUGGCAAAGCAGAAAACUGGGGACUGCCCAGACGCCGGCGAACCGCCGCACACCACGCGGCGGACCGCCACUGAAGCCCAGAAUGGAGUCUGCCCAGCCGCCGGCGGACCGCCGCACACUACGCGGCGGGCCGCCACAGAGAAGGCAGAAGCACCCGCUCAGCAAGGACUCGUGCGGCAUAAUGGGAUUGUGCUACCUUUCCAGCCAAAGAGGAAGUUUAAGCUCGAAGAGCAGUUCAAACAUUUUUUGAACAUGUUUUGUAAAGUUCAUACUAACAUUCCUCUAGUUGAAUCGUUGCAGGAAAUACCUAAAUAUGCGAAGCUACUAAGGGAGGCAGUGAUGAGAAAGAGAAAGCCGACAAAAGCCGACCUUAAGCUACCACAUCAUUGCAGCGAGAUCAUCCAAAAGGAGAAGGCAGUGAAGCAAAGAGAUCCGGGCCAAUUCAUUAUCCGAUGCCGGAUUGGAGAGGGAAAGGUUGACAAGGCCCUAUGCGAUCUAGGAUCUUCCAUCAAUCUCAUGCCACUGAAGUACUACGAAAAGCUCAACAUUGGGCCACUCAAAACUUCAGACGUAACACUCAGGUUGGCCGAUAACUCGACCAUAAAAACUUUUGGUAUGAUUGAGGAUGUCUUAGUGAAAAUAGAUGAUUUCAUUUUUCCCGCCGAUUUUAUUGUGCUUGACAUGAAAGUAGACAAGAAUGUCCCUCUAAUCUUAGGGAGAGAUUUUCUCGCUACUUGCAAAGCUUUGAUUGAUGUAGGUCGUGGCGAGAUCACAAUUAGCGAUAACCAUAGCCAAUCCACCUAUAAGAUCGAAAGCGAGAUGCUCAAGUUUGAGGAAGCAAAGUAG
This is a messenger RNA of Salvia hispanica, 2151 nucleotides long. NCBI's taxonomy places the organism in Eukaryota, Viridiplantae, Streptophyta, Magnoliopsida, Lamiales, Lamiaceae. The record is from RefSeq and is a predicted model, not a curated record.